AUGGAGGAGGACCAGGACCUAGAGCAGUGGACCAACCAGGUCCCCAGAGGACCAGCAGCAGGCCCGGUCUCUGGGAGAGGAGAGGGACCCAAACGUCACCACUGUCAGCACUGUGAGAAAUCCUUCUCAACAUCUGGAUAUUUAAAGAGUCAUCUGAGAGUUCACACUGGAGAGAAGCCGUACAGCUGUGAUCAAUGUGGGUCAGCUUUCACACAGCAGGGAAACCUAAAAAGACAUCGACGCAUACACACUGGAGAGAAACCGUACAGCUGUGAUCAAUGUGGGGCAGCUUUCACACAACAGUGUUACCUAAAAACACAUCAACGCAGUCACGCUGGAGAGAAGCCGUACAGCUGUGAUCAAUGUGGGGCAGCUUUCACACAGCAGGGACACCUAAAAACACAUCGACGCAUACACACUGGAGAGAAACCUUACAUGCAGACUAACCUAAAAACACAUCAACGCCUUCACACCGGAGAGAAGCCGUACAGCUGUGAUCAAUGUGGGGCAGCUUUCACACAGCAGGGACAACUAAAAAGACAUCAACGCAUUCACACUGGAGAGAAGCCGUACAGUUGUGAUCAAUGUGGGAAAAGGUUUUCUCUGAGGG
Messenger RNA from Etheostoma spectabile (orangethroat darter), 610 nucleotides. RefSeq names its product zinc finger protein 431-like. Gene Ontology annotation, molecular function: DNA-binding transcription factor activity, RNA polymerase II-specific. Gene Ontology annotation, biological process: regulation of transcription by RNA polymerase II. The annotation marks the transcript as partial. Gene Ontology annotation, cellular component: nucleus. Lineage: Eukaryota; Metazoa; Chordata; Actinopteri; Perciformes; Percidae. The record is from RefSeq and is a predicted model, not a curated record. The transcript is spliced from 4 exons.